GACAAAGGUGUUGCUAGGAUGUGGCUAUUUAAAAACCCCAUACAAACCACUCCUCCUCCAUCUCCAGAGUUUCGCAGACCCUGGAGGUCCAUGGACUGGAAUGAGGAUAAACAAAAUCUACUGACAGCAAUAAACAGGUUCAAACCUAAGAACCCAGAAGUUGGCACUCUGAGAAUUCUUCUGUAUGGACCACAAGGUGCUGGAAAAUCAAGCGUUUUCAACUCUGUGGAUAGUGCUCUCAAGGGCCACAUCACUACCAGAGCCCUGGCACAUGCAGUAGAAACUGAUCAUAGUUUCACUGUGGAAUCCAAAACCUAUAAAGUGAAGAAGGACAGCCCUGACUCCUACUUCCCUUUCAAUUUCACUGACAUUGCUGGAAUGCACGGAGAAGAUAGAGGAAUACAUAGGGAUGACAUCAUCAAAUUAUUAAACGGUCACAUCAACAGUGGUUAUACUUUUAACCCAUUAAAACCAAUUACCGAAGAAGACCCGGAGUAUAACAAGAACCCCACUCUGAAAGACAGGAUUCACUGUCUGGUUGCUGUUCUUCCUGCUAACACUGUUUCUAUGAUGGAUGAGAGCAUAAUUAGGCAAAUGCUUGAUGUUCGUAAGAAAGCAAGAGACUUGGGCAUUCCUCAAGUCAUAAUCAUGACCAAGGUUGAUGAAUCAUGUCCACUAGUCAAAGAUGAUCUUAAAAAGAUCUACACAAGUAAAAAAAUAAAACAAAAGAUGGAAGUGUGUUCUAUCAAGCUGGGAAUUCCUGUGAGCUGCAUUUAUCCUGUGAAGAACUACCAUGAGGAACGUGCCAUUGAUGACACAAUAGAUAUUCUGAUUUUAGAUGCAUUGAAGAAUAUUAUUAACUUUGCUGAUGAAAGUGUGGAAGAUCAGGUAGACAGUGAUUAAGUGCCCCUUGAAUCUGUAAGAGUUUUGAAUUACAGGUUGUGUAGGAUGUUUUCCUGAUGGGCAAUUUAU
Molecule: messenger RNA, 972 nt
Organism: Cyprinus carpio (common carp)
Lineage: Eukaryota; Metazoa; Chordata; Actinopteri; Cypriniformes; Cyprinidae
Product: interferon-induced protein 44-like
Exons: 7
Coding region: 19-903 (294 amino acids)
Source: RefSeq, a predicted model, not a curated record